AUGCCCGAAAGACGACGCACAGGAGUCCGGAAGAGACGGAAACUGUCCCAAGAGGCAAUUCGAUCUCCGCAAGGAUUACCAGAAAUCAAUGAUGACUUACAGUCGGGGGGUCUAGUCAUCGAAGAUGAUAUCCUCUUAUCCUCCGCAGAAGCCCCACCGAUCACACCCAGGAAUCACGUCACGCACGUGGCAAAGGAACCGAGAUCGUUGGACCAUGGCAGUUUUAUUGCCGAUCACUCUGUUCUGGCCUGCGACGCCCCUACCCACCUCACCGUGUCAGAGGACUCGAUCACUCAACCAGACAGCGUCAGAAACGCAGUACUGGAAGCGACCAAAGCUACCACCCUGUUAAGCGCACCACUUCGCAGAGCUUUGAUUGACUCCUUUUUUGACAACGCGCUGCAUAUGUACCACGUAAUUGAACCAGAGGAUGUCUCAUCCCCGAAUUCGUCAGUACUACUCCAGCAAGCUGUCUGUAUGGCAGGAAGCCUUAUGCGGCGAGCCUCCGAUAGUCUACAACUAGCCCAUUGCCUGUAUCAAAAGGUCAAGACGCUGAUAUACUUGAACUACGAGCCCGAUAAUCUCAUCACAUUGAAGGCAUUGUGUUUGAUGUCGUGCUGGAGUGUCAAACCCCCUGAUCGAAUCAGCUUGGAUGGGCCCUGGUACUGGACUGGGGUGGCAUCACGGCUCGCAUUUCAGAUGGGGCUACAUCGCGAGUCAACAUACGAUUGCCGGCCAUAUGCGGGCUGUCUACGAAGGAUAUACUGGCAGCUCCACAGCGCCGACAAACUACAAGUUGCGUCCUGGGGCCGUCCCCCAACAUUCAUCCCGGACUUCAUGCAAGUGAACCCUCUAACACUCGACGACUUUCAAGUCAAAGAUUUACGAGCUGAAUGUUUUAUCCAUGGUACAAAGAUUUGUGUAUUGAUCGGCAAUAUUGCAGAACUCAAUCUGCAAAAGGAGCUGGUCUCCAAGCAGAAGAUAUCGGAGAUCAUCACGUCUUUAUCUAGUUGGCUGCAGCAUCUCCCAGAUAAGCUGCAACUAUACGACCAGGAAGGCACUCGCAAAAGGUUUAGUCACCCUGUGUCCGAAAUCUUCAUCAUGUACUUUGUAGCCAUCAUUAUGCUGCAGUUAUUACAAGACGGGACGAAUCAGCAGACCCAUACCUCAGUACACUCACUCGUUGCCUCAUCCUGCAUUACAAGGCUCUACGAAGAGAUCCACUUGCGUGAGGAAACGGCUUAUCUACUUCCAAUCCACGGCCUCUACUGCAUGAUCGCCUCCCUUCCACAAAUACACUACCGGCCACGGUGGACGGAAAAGGAGGCUAUGCACAGAGAGGAACUCGACAUCCUGUGUUCCAUAAUGACCAGCAUGCGAGUCAAAUAUGGCGGGUCAGACAUGGUUUUGCGGAAAAUUGAAAGAAUGCGGAACGAGGUCGCAACUACAACAGAUCGAUGUCUCGUGGAUGGCAGUUCCGCCCAACAACAGGUAUCUGAAUCUCAGGCGCUUUUCCCAUUUCCCACCAGUAUAUGCAGUCAUAUGGACCUGAUACAACAGCCUGGAAACCCCGAAGAAGACAUCUUCGACGAUCGUUUCAUUCCCCUCGAAAGCGAGUGGAGAAGCUGGCUUCUCACCGAGGGCCAUGGCUUUGCUGACCUGCUGGGCGCGUACGCUGGGUGAUAACGAAGUUUUUCUGUUCACAAGCGACGCGCACCUUAAGGAUCCAGAAGAAUCUCUGCUCUCUCAACCUCCCCCUUUUCCGUUUCCGCUUUUUCUUUUCUUUCUCACCCCCCUCGCUUCGCUGGAAAUACCAGGGACACAACACUCUGCUCUUUUCACAGUCAUAAAAUUGGCUACUGAAUUAGCCUGCCAAGUUCUAAGGAGUGAAAGGGGAAAAGAGAGGGAGAAAAGUAUUGUGAUCGGGAUUCAAAGCUGAUGCAGAAGAAAAUUCCGAACGGGCCGAAAUUGAAAUCCCGCGUUGGUAGUCGGCAGUCGGCAGUCGGCAUACGAGACCCACUAAUACCGCCAUCGUGUUUGGUAUGCCACGGGGAAAAUAAAACGGAAGCCUCUCUGCAAAAGUAUAGUGUGAGAUACGAGUUAUAGAAGAACGAUGAUG
Molecule: messenger RNA, 2119 nt
Organism: Aspergillus steynii IBT 23096
Lineage: Eukaryota; Fungi; Ascomycota; Eurotiomycetes; Eurotiales; Aspergillaceae
Product: fungal specific transcription factor domain-containing protein
Exons: 3
Coding region: 1-1683 (560 amino acids)
Biological process (GO): DNA-templated transcription
Molecular function (GO): DNA binding; zinc ion binding
Source: RefSeq, a predicted model, not a curated record